This is a messenger RNA of Monascus purpureus, 237 nucleotides long. The record is from the annotation of a GenBank genome assembly. NCBI's taxonomy places the organism in Eukaryota, Fungi, Ascomycota, Eurotiomycetes, Eurotiales, Aspergillaceae.
AUGGAAUCUACCACCGUUGUCAGAUAUGUCAACGAGGAUAACUUCAUGGCUAUAAGCCAAACUGUUGUGGAGACCACCCACAUCGACCCACAAGCGGACUGUGGCUCUGGCCAAGAUAUGGAGACUAAGGCUUCCACCCCUGACAAUGCGUCUGACGCAAGAACUCUCGUCGAAGAUCCCGAAACAGCAAUUGUACCGUCUGCCUCUUCCUUCCAAUCAAUGAGAGAAGCGUCAUAG